AUGUCGACUUCUAUCCUCUCCAGUCCCUACGCUGCCGCGCUAGGUGCCUGCGUUUUCUUUUAUUUCAUCGUAUACCCAGUUGUGACUUACUUCCGCGAUGUCAAUGGUCUUCGUCGUUAUCCCGGCUUCCACCCUCUUGCUGGAUUUUCCAAUAUCCCUUUCAUGAUCCUCGCCCACACCGGCGCUCGAUCUGUUUACCUCGAGAAGUUGCACCGAAAGUAUCCGGUACUUCGGACAGGUCCGAACUCGUUGUCGUAUGGCGACCUGCGUGCCAUCAAAGACAUCUACGGCCACAACACACCUUGCACGAAGGACGGCGCUUACGUGGUCACCGCCGGAUCCCACUACCAUCUCGCCGAUGUUGUCGACAAGCAUGACCACGCCCGCAAGCGUAAGACACUCAGCUCUGCGUAUGCAAUCAAGAACUUGGAGGGCUGGGAACACAAGGUCGCCGACAAGACACAAAGAUUGAUCAAGCACAUUGACACAUGCUGCACUGCGCCUCUGGCUCCUGGUACAUUGCCCAAGCCCGAGGAUAUUAACCUUGACUACCGUAAAUGGACCAACUUCUUCACCCUUGAUGCCAUCGCCGAUAUUGGCCUCUCGGAGAAACUUGGAUUCCUUGACCAGGGAACCAGUAUGGUAACAGGACGCAAAACCGAUGGCACGACAUACCAGUGCGAUCUUCGACCUGCUCUUUACCAGACUGCUCGCAAGCAGUCCCUUCUGCUCUGGCCUUACCAGUGGUAUUCGACCAUCAACAAGCUCGUCGAUAUCCUGCCAUUCUAUCGCCGCAUGGCAAACUACUCGAAAGAGUGGGAUGGCAUUCCCAACGAGUUGGCGCACAGACGCCUGCAACGCUACCGUGCUGGCGAGAAGUCUGAUGAUUUCUUCCAGGCUCUCAUGGAGGACAAGAACGGAUCACCGAACAACCUUGAAUGGGGUGAGAUCGUUGCCGAGGUCAGCAUCAUGAUGAACGCCGGCUCAGCAACCACUGCCAUCGCCAUCGCCAACGCGACUUUGCAGUUGAUCAAGCACCCAGAAUGCAUGAAGAAAGUGAGGGAGGAGAUUGAUGCCGCGCUCGAAGACAACGAGGAUGUCGAUGAGACAGGUGUGAUUGCGUACGAUACCGUCAAGCAUUUGCCUUACCUGCGCGCUUGCCUUGAUGAAUCACUUCGGCUCUUCACACCCACGCCUCAUGGUCUUCCGCGUGAGACACCUGCGGACGGUGCAAAUAUUCUCGGUGACUACAUCCCAGGAGGUGUGACUGUCGCGAUGUCGGCCCAUGUUGCACACAGACAAGAGUCAGUCUUCCCGCAAGCUGAUCAGUACAUUCCAGAACGAUGGCUCGGCGAGCAGGGCAAAGCGCUGCAACCUUACUUUCUCUCUUUCUCGGCUGGUGCGCGUGGAUGCAUCGGCCGCAACAUCUCUUACCUAGAACAGACCGUAGUGUUGGCGAGUCUGCUGCGGAGGUACGAGUUUGCGUUGAAAACCCCUGAUUGGGACAUUGAGCGACUAGAGACGAUGAACUGGAUCCUAGGUGAGAUGCCAGUCAAGGUCUGGAGAAGGGAACGAAAAUCAGCGUUGAGCGGCUAG
Molecule: messenger RNA, 1596 nt
Organism: Ascochyta rabiei
Lineage: Eukaryota; Fungi; Ascomycota; Dothideomycetes; Pleosporales; Didymellaceae
Exons: 2
Coding region: 1-1596 (531 amino acids)
Molecular function (GO): heme binding; oxidoreductase activity, acting on paired donors, with incorporation or reduction of molecular oxygen; iron ion binding
Source: RefSeq, a predicted model, not a curated record